CACUGCGCAACGCGUCAGUCAAAUGGCACCGCUUCAAUACAACGCACGCGUGGAUUGUGCCUAGUCAGUCGUUUGUUUACGUUCAGUUUACACAGAUUCGUAGCGGCUCUACGAGAUUGUCCCAAUAAAAUGCUAGUGGUUUUCGCAUAGUGGUGAACUUAGUGUCUUUGUGGUGGUAUAUCAGUGGCGUUAGCCGGACAUUUUCGCGAAAAGAGAUCGUGCCCGGCGCGGUGUGGGUGGCGGAGUGCGAUGGGAUGCGGCGCGCGCUGCUCGCGUGGCUCGUGCGAGCACUCGCGCUCGCGCUGCUGCCACCGGCGAGCGCUGACGUCAUCUUCAGAGUGCCUGAAGUUAUGGUACGUCCCAUCUCCGGCACGAAGUCAGUAGGCAUCGGGCCGUCCAAUGUGAGUCGCGCCAAUGACUCUGAGCGCUGGAGCGAGCCGGACGUGGUGGUGCAGUACGAGGAGUACUUCGUGGAGCAUGACGUCUCCACCGCUGACGCGAGGAAGGCAGCUGCCCUGCUAGAACUGGACGAAAUUCCAGCAACAAGAGUAGGCUGCGGCGUUUGUUCCCAACGAGAGAUGGAGUACUGCGAGACCAGAGUCCUGGCGGAUCACUGCUGCUGUGAGCGGCAGUUCCUGCCCGAGCCCUUCCCGUGGUUGCCGCACACUUGCUACGUGGGCCCGCACCGCUGCCGCCCGCUGGCUCACGACUGCGUGCGCUACGUGCGGCUCCGAGACUGCUGCUGCUACAAGAAGCUGGCUGAGCGAUGGAAGAGCAUCCUAUCGAAGUCGUCGCGAGUGAGCGUGGGCGGCGCGUCUCUGCUGCUGCUGUCGAUGCUGCUGCUCGUGGCGCACCUGUGACCCGCGCCCCCCGCGCGCCGCCUCGCCCCGCUCCCCGCUGUCGUCUGACGCGACUACACUCCGAUGCUGCUAUACCACAACCAGGGACUAUGGAUUUAAGCUUACUUCGUGGUUUAACGACAUUUUAUAUUAUAAAUAACGGGUAAUCAAGGA
This is a messenger RNA of Maniola jurtina (meadow brown), 1013 nucleotides long. RefSeq lists its product as uncharacterized. Lineage: Eukaryota; Metazoa; Arthropoda; Insecta; Lepidoptera; Nymphalidae. The transcript is spliced from 5 exons. The record is from RefSeq and is a predicted model, not a curated record. The coding region runs from base 255 to 860 and encodes 201 amino acids.